CCCCGGGAGAGGCUGGAAACUACAAGACCCCGACGUACAUUGCGCCCCGCGAAGCGUCGACGAACCGGAAACUGUCGUGUGCUAGCAACAGUCGUGGUGGUAAAUGAAUCCCUAAUAGGUUGUGUGGAGUGCAUUUGGGAUAGUUUUCGAAGCAGCUGAUGAUGAUCGUAUCUUGAAUAUUGCCUUGAGGAACUCUUACAAUGGUAUCCUGGGAUUGAGUUGAAUUGCCUGCGCUGUCAGCUGCCAUCUUCCUAUCUACGAUAUAUGACUCCAGCCUAAGACCAUGUCAGGCCUAGCUGAUGAGACAGCAGGAGACCUCCCUGUGAAGGAUGUCGGCAUGAGCCUGACUGGAAUUGGUGGAAUACAAGAGUCAACAAGUGUACAGAACACUAGAGCUCGCCAAGCAGUGUCUCGCAUCUCACGUGAAGAGCUGGAAGAUCGCUUUCUUCGGCUCCAUGAUGAAAAUCUUUUACUCAAGCAACAUGCACGAAAACAAGAAGAUAAAAUUAAAAGAAUGGCUACCAAGCUAAUUAGACUCGUCAACGACAAGAAGAGAUCUGAGUUGGAGAGUGGCAGCCCCAAGCGGAUAGGCAGGGAUAUUGAGAUGGAAGAGAUGAUCGAGGAGCUGCAGGAAAAAGUUUGUGAACUAGAGAAGCAGAAUGAGGGUCUAAGGAAUCGGCUAGUGGCUUCUAAACAGCAGCUGCAAGUACAGGGCCGUAGAAACACUCCCUAUAGUUAUGUGCAGUCACGCAUAAACACUGGCCUUAAAAAAGUUCAAGAAGUUACCUUUGCACAGGAGAAUGUCAAAAAAGGAAUCAGAGUUCAAGACCCAGAGCUGACAACAAAGUGUGGCCAACCUAUUGUUCCCAGAUAUGGACAUAGUUUGCUUGAAGAUGCUCGGGCUGAAGUACGGAAUCUUGAGAAUUGCAUUACAUCUCAGAAGAUGCAGAUGGAAGAGAUGAAACAAACUGUUGAGAUACUAAGAGAAGAGCUGCGGAUGAAGGAUAAAGAACAUGAAGAGUCUCUUCUGCAUCUCAGAGAGCAUCAAGCAACAGGGCAGAGGACAACUAUCAGGGACAAUGUAGAGAUGAUAAAGCUACAAAAGCAACUUAUGGAUAAAGCAGCUUCUUUGACUGUCUUGGAGGGGAAAUUUUUGCAAAUCCAGGAGAACCAGAGAACCAUGAAAGCCAGUCACGAUGCCUUAAUGAAUAAAGUUGAUGAACUGAAUGCACAGCUGAAAGAAGAACGUUCUAAGUGCCUAUGUCUUGAAAAUCAGCUGCACUCAACCUCAUUUUCGCAGAAAACAUCUGAAGAGCUAAAAGAGAGAGUCAAGGAUUUACAAAAGGAGCGAGAUCUUUUGAAGGAAAAUUAUGACAAAUUAUAUAACAGUGCUUUUGACAUGACCAACGAACAACAGUGGAAGUUGAAGGAGCAGCAGCUGAAAUUACAGAUUGUACAGCUCGAGACCGCACUAAAAUCCGACCUGGCUGACAAAAAUGAUAUCUUGGACAAAAUUAAACUAGAAAGAGCGCAAAACGAACGACUCUCCCAGGAGAACAAAGAACUCCAGUUGCACUAUCUGGAACACAAGCAACAGUUGGAUGAACUAAAAGAUCGCAUGAAGUUUUUCACCAAAGAGAGUGAUAUUGAUGUGGCUGAACUUAGUGAAGCACUGAUGCUCAUAAAGGUUCGUAAGCAUCAGGAAAAUGGAAAUCUUGAAUUUAUGGAGAAAGUGGAGGACAGCAUUAGUAAGGAUUCCGAGAUCUCCAUACGAGAGCUUCAGGCAACGCACGCGGAGACCGUUCAGGAACUUGAAAAGACAAGAAACCUGCUGUUUAUGCAAUACAAGAUUAAUAAAGACUAUCAGAAUGAGGUUAACACUGUGACCAAGAAAAUGGAAGAUAAUGAUCGAGAAUAUGAGAUGAAACUGGAACAGUAUGCGCAACUACUUGAUGUUAGAGCUGAACGAAUCAGAAAACUUGAAGCCCAACUCAAAGACAUAGCCUAUGGCACCAAACAAUUCAAAUUCAAACCAGAAUCAACAACUGAUGAUGAAACUGAUGAACUUGAUGUAACUGUCCAUUUAGAGCGUGGAGAAAACUUAUUUGAGAUCCAUAUCAGCAAAGUGAACUUCUCUCCCGAAGCCAUUAAGGUUUUUGGUGAGCAAGAACCUGCCACUUUCUGCACCUAUGCAUUCUAUGAUUUUGAACUCCAGUCCACUCCUGUAAGACAAGGGCUGCAGCCAGUGUUUGAUUUCACAUCUCAAUAUGUUGUCCGAGUGGACGAUUUCUUCCUGCAGUAUUUGCAGAAAAGCACAGUCAAACUAGAGGUACAGCUUGCGUAUGGCACAGACUAUGAAACCAUUGCAGCAUGCCAGUUACGAAUGCAUGACAUCCUGGAACAGAAUGGGAGACUUUUUGGCACAGCAUUUUUGGUUGGUGUCGGAGGAGAUUCUGAAAAAUAUGGAACAAUUGAAUAUUGGUUCCGAUUACGUGUAGCAAUGGCUCAGGCCAUUCGGCUUUAUAAAGAACGUGCAAAGGCCUUAGGAUAUAUAACUUCCAGUAGUCAAGCAAUCAAUCAGACACAACAGGAACAUACUACAUCUCUGGCAGAUGGGAAUAUGAAUGAUCUUCACGUGAUUAUUAAAUCGUGUGACAACCUGCAACACAAAAGGAAGGACACCCAACCAAGCCCUUAUGCUGUCUACAAGUUCUUUGAUUUUUCAGACCAUGACACGGCUAUCAUUCCCAACAGCAAUAAUCCACAGUUUGAAGAUCACAUGAGAUUUCAUGUCCCAAUGAACUCCGAGCUCGACCGGUAUUUAAAGUCAGAAUCAUUGCUCAUUUACAUAUUUGAUGAUACCGAUCCUGCUGAUGUUUCCUACCUGGGAAAGGCAGAAAUCCCUCUUAUUCUGUUAUCCCACAACAAAAACAUCUCUGGUACAUUUGAACUUAGAAACACUGAAGAACAAGUCGUCGGCACCAUAAAUGUUGAAUUAAAAUGGAUGAUCUCUUAUAUGCCGCCGAAUGCAUCCAUAGUGACAAUGGAUCAAGCUAAAGUGGUUCGGAAGCAAGAACCAGAAAAGAUGCCAAUGAGAAAGGAACAUAAAGAAUCGUUAUCUGACCUAACCGACGACUCAAUUUUGGUACCGAAACAUAAAAAACUCUCAACAGACAUUGAUGAUCUAGAAGAAAGAAGAGUAUCAUGGGCUGAUGAAAAGCCUUCUGACAGUUCGUUACAAACAAAACAUGAAAUUGAAGUUGAAGAUCCUCCUUUUGUAGACAAAUCUAAUAGGAUGAAGAUUGAUACAUUUGAGCCUGAAGUUAUUAAUCGGGUUGUCACAGGCACAGAAAUGGAAGAUGAGCCGGCCCCAGAAAGUGAACCAAGGAGCCCUGACAUUUCAUCAGAACUUAGCACAGCUGCUUCAGAAUCAAUUGAAAAACAAGAUGCUCCUGAACCUGGCCAAGUUGUUUACGAUGGUGAGGAAUCAAUAACGGACAGUGAUGAUUGUAUUGUCGCAGGCUUGGAGCCAGGUUGUAUAAAACAGCCAUCAGAAAAGAUCCGAAUUGAGAUUGUAUCUCUGACUCUAGGCCAAGACAGUCCAAUCCUAAACGAUGAGACUAUUCAACGACUGUUUGUUGAAUUCAGAUUCUACAACUUGCCAGCUGAAGAGACUCCGUUAUCUCUUCCAAAGCCAAGCAGUGGACAAUGGAUCAGUUAUAAUCACAGCAAUGUGAUCCAUGUGGAUAAAGAAACUAACCAGCAGAGGCGGCAGUUCCUCGGGACAGUGCUUCAGGGACUCGAGUCAAACCUUGAGAGCAUAAAGUUUACAUUAGUCAGUGAUCCACCUGAAGAUGAGCAGGACUUGGAAUGUGAAGAUGUCGGCUUUGCAUUCGUUAAUCUGCGAGAGCUUUUCCAAAUGGGAAAGGACAUUGUUGAACAGGACAUUGACAUUGUCGGUCCCCAGGACAGCUCGUUGGUGAUUGGCAAAUUAAAAGUGACAGUGGAAGCAUUGGAGGCAUUGCUGUCGGUAAAUGAAGAGACCAAAUAGAGACCGUUGGAAAAACUACAGAUAAUCUCACACUGGUAAUACAAAUCACAAUGAGUUCCCUUCUAUUUGUGUGCACUGUAGGAAGUAUAAAAGUUGUUUGACUUUCUGUAUUUCUACCUCUUGUUUUCUUAGUUCUGCACUCUUUCCGAUGAGUUUGUUUGCCUGACAUAUUUCACACCAUCGAAUACUCACCCUUGCAUAGAACUGUGUUAAUAAUUAUUAACAGUGUGAUUGAAUGAUCUACACCAUCUGCAUUUUUGAACUUUUAUUUACAUAUGUAAUAUGUAAAAUGAAUGCUUACAUUUUAAUAAAGUAUAUUUAUCACACCAA
Molecule: messenger RNA, 4381 nt
Organism: Leucoraja erinaceus (little skate)
Lineage: Eukaryota; Metazoa; Chordata; Chondrichthyes; Rajiformes; Rajidae
Gene: rpgrip1l
Product: RPGRIP1 like
Exons: 27
Coding region: 284-4051 (1255 amino acids)
Biological process (GO): non-motile cilium assembly; retinal rod cell development
Cellular component (GO): photoreceptor connecting cilium
Source: RefSeq, a predicted model, not a curated record